AAGAAUUUCUGGCACAGUGCUGUGACCACCCCAAUAAACUAUUUGACUACAUUGCUGACACUUUCAACUGUAUGAUUGACCUUGAAAAUGAAUACUGCAAGCAUAUGGAUGAAGUGCUUGUCCAGACCCUUUGUAAUGAGCCCCAGAGAUAGAAAGCUUAACUGGAGGACAAAGAGAGCCAGAUUGAUGACCUGAUGGUGGAACAUGAUGAGUACAAGGCGGUCUAUGCAGAGGUGCAGUUAUGUUCUCAUGUUUCCACUGUGGAGAGUACCAAGUCAUCAAGCAAGUCUGAAAAGGUGCCUGAUCCUGCACUCCUCACUGAUGGCAAAGGACCCAAAUUCAAGGACUGGAUGAUUGAGAUGAAAGGGAAGUUCAUGGCCAAUGCAGACCAUUUUAAUAAUGAUUAAAUGAAAUGAUCUCGCACUGGCGGUUACUGCCUUCUGGAACCCCCACCAUUGC
Messenger RNA from Aspergillus glaucus CBS 516.65, 459 nucleotides. RefSeq lists its product as uncharacterized. The transcript is spliced from 2 exons. The annotation marks the transcript as partial. Lineage: Eukaryota; Fungi; Ascomycota; Eurotiomycetes; Eurotiales; Aspergillaceae. The record is from RefSeq and is a predicted model, not a curated record.